GUUUGUGCCCAACCUAGUCUAGCACUAAAUCUUGUGCUGCGGGGUACAUAUUCCAUGGCUCGAAGGAGGCCCCACCAGUAAAGUGGUGGAGCGUCGCGUCCAGUUGAGGCGCGUUUUGCAAAGGAGCGGGUUUCUGUAUAAUUGAAGCAUCUGCGUGUUCAUCCUCCACUUUCACUGCUGUGCCAACUCCAAGGCCUCCGAGCUUUGUAUCAUGGGAUGCAUAGCUAACUAACAAACCGGAUUCUAUUGUACCACCGCAUUGGAUAUGCUUUAUCGAUAGCUGUAAUUCGACAUCAACAAAGACAGUCUCAGCAAUGAUGGGAUGGCUCUCUACGGUACCAAUCAUUCAGGAAUGCUUCGGGGAGACCCACCUUCUUUCUCAGCACCUCACCCCGACAAUGCAGCCUCAAUACGGAUUACUAGUCCUUGGGAUCUAAAAGCAGACCUCUCUGAAGCUCUAAAUACCAUUGAAGCUCCCGGUAGUUUUGCUUUCUUUGCAGCUAUCCAGCCUGACGUCCUACCCCAAAUUGUGGUCAAAGACGUGGGCACAAUAUGCCUACCCCUUGAUAUAGUACAGGCUCAACUGCUCGAAACUAAGAUACAUCAAAUAUCAAACACACAAAGUGCUUCCGCUGCCAAUUCGCCUCGAGGUCAUUGGCGUCUCAACACCGAUGGCUUUAGCAUCAAAAACUCAGUCGAAUGGGACACGUUUCUCGAACAGACUGUGGUGCCUCAUGUUGCCCAGGAACUCGGUGUAUCAGAGCCGGUAUCAGCAAAGCUAAAAGCAGUGCUGUUACAAGGAAAGGGGCCCGCCGGUGAGAUAUGCUCCCUGAACACGGACAAAAACUCCAAACAUUUUGCAACCCUCUUGAUCAAUCUACCUUCUCGCCACGUAGGUGGAGAUAUCGUUACCAGUCAUGAUGGCGUCAAGAAGUGCUUCGGAAUCUCAGCAGCAAAGCUUUCAUGGGUUGGCUGGUAUGAAGAUGCACAUCACGAUGUUCUUCCUAUCAAGGAAGGUUACCGGUUCGCUUUGGCCUACAGUCUUGCUGUAAACACUUUCGAACGAACCCCUUCUGCUGCGUUGAUAGGAGAAGACAGCAAAAAAUUACAAAAAGUCUUGGAAACCUGGCACUACGAGAUCAUUAAUGGUUGCCGUCCGCCGGCUCCGCUAUUCUUUGUCAUGGAUCACAAAUUUGACGGGACAAAUACAUCGUUUAGGACACUAAAAACCAGGGACAAACACAUCGUGCAACGACUUCGGGAUUUGCUCAGCGAGUUAAGCUUCGAUCUUUUCUUUGCAGAUCUCUUAAAAAUAGAACUGGGCGCAACUAAGCCCGAUCAUACAAGCUAUGCGUACAACGACGGCAGGUGUCUCCCUGGAGAAUAUGGACACAAUUCCCUUUCUUCGAGGCACAAAAGCCAGUUCUGCUCAGUAGAUGAAUUAUUUAGCUUCGAAUAUUCCACAAAGGCUGUCUUUAGUCUAGAUGGUAAACAAAUUGUUUCCACCAUUCAAAUACCGAACGGGGAUGUUCUCCAGUCUAUUGUUCCUUUCGUUGAUAAGCCCGACAAGGAAGAAGUAGAAAGGCAUCCACGUGGAGAUCUAUGGAGUCUCAAGCAUUGGUACAAUCGAUCAGCUUUGGUUAUUGUGCCAACAAUGGGCACAUAUCCCUUCCUCUUGAAAGCCUUGAGUGAUAGAGCCUACGGCGGCUGUAAUGAUAGCAUGUCCUACCAUUCUUUAAGCACGCUGACCGAAUAUUAUGCGGGGCUAUGUCUCUACCCACGAGUCUCGGGCCACUGGUUGACGAUAUUGAAUCAACUGUGUCGACAAAUAUUUACACACAGAAGACGCACCAAUUCAGGUGCUCCGAUCAAUGACCAGCUAGUAUGCAGUAUUAUGAAAGUGGCUAUUCUACACGACCAGCAGGACCUUCUAGAUCUUUGCGCAACGGCUGAUGCACCUGUCUCAAUACACUUCUUAAUAUGGGCGGGCUCAGAAGUCGAUACAGGGAGGGUACCCUACGGGAAGCUCAGGACUAUUAUACUUUCGAGCAUUAGUGCACGGAAAACUAUGAGCGGGAAGCUGGCUGCUAUUGAGGCCUUUAGCUCUGAUGUAGAAGAGAUCUCCGACGAUAUGCGAUCGCUUCUAUCACUUGGGGCAGAAGCAGCAUUAGAGAAUUGUGGGACAAUCUUACUCCACAAAGGCGAUGCUGCUGUCGUCUUUGAUCUUGUGAACUGUUACAUGGACUUUGCGUAUCUUACAUCGAGACUUGCACCCUUGCUCGAAAAUUGCGUAUCUGCUCCCUUCAUGCUGGAACUUACAAAGAUAAUGCGGCAAAACAUAAACCGCAACCAACAUCUACGAACCGAGUAUCUGGCUGUUUACAAACAGCUAGCCAGGACUACUAUAAAGGUUUUGAGCGUUCAGACCAUGGGUCCCAAUAGCGGCCCCCCAGUGUCAUUCAAUCCUGCCGGCUCUACUGGUGGUGCGUGGCAAAGAUCCACAACUCACUCUACUUUACCAGACAUUACAUCCAACGCGUUCACUAAAUUCGUGGAUUAUGAUGCGCUCUCCCAGUUCGUGGUAGGCUUGUUCAAAAUGGGUCUUACUUCAGACGUCGAGCUGCUAGCGAAACACCUGUGUGCUCACGCUACAACUAUGCGACCUGCUGAGCUGAACCGAUUAUAUAUUCCAUUGCUCCAGGAUCUUAUUGCGCUACUCGAAGAGCAUAAAAUCAGUUUGGCAACUCCACGGUAUCAACAACUGUACCAGACACUCCUCCGAGCCUACAUCAUCAGGUUUGUUACCAAGCCAUCCGGAUUGACCUGGAAACAUGAUCGAGUACCAUGUAAUUGUUUGGCGUGUGCAUCAAUGAAUAGGUUCCUUGAAAACCCAAUAGAAGCCAGCGGUCGUUUCACUCUGGGUCGGGCCCGAAGAGAACAUCUCCGAAACAUGCUUGACGAUUCGAAAGCCGACUGUACAUGCAAGAUCCUCGAACACAGCAGUCCUUCCACACUACUCGUUACGAAGAACAGCCAGCACCAUUUCAAUCCAACUUGGAUACAGCGAAGACUGGAGGCAGAAAACAACAUUUCGAUUUUUAACCAGGAAAAACUACGCGUGCUUUUGCAGGGCCACUAUGAUAACGUGACGUCUUUCAACAAACUCGACGCUUCAGAUUGGCCUCAUUACCUGCCAUUUAAUUAUCUUACCCCAACCAUAUCGUCAUUCUCUCCGACAACCACACGACAGCGCAAACCUCUGGCUCCUAUUUCCGGCAAUGUUCACGACGAGCUAGCACGACUACAGGAUGAAAUCGCCAAAGCAGGGGGAACAGAAUUACCGUCGUCUAGACCUAGGCCAUCACCACCAACUACCGGCAGGGCUGCGGGAUAUACUGGAGUUCCAUUGUCCUCCGUUAUGUCUUCGCCACGGGCAGAGCUGGGGUAUAGCACUGUCCAGCCCGUCAGCAGUGUAUCAAAUACCGGCACCGCUCUCACGUCUGCCGUAAGGAGGCGGUCGUCUCCGAACCGGCGCCGUAGUACAACAACCAUUUACACAGGUCCCUCGCGGUUGCCUCCAGUACCAUCACUUGCGGGGAUGAAGCGCAAAGCGACUACUGUAAUAGAUCUGACUGAGGACAGUGAUUGAUUAGGUUGGAUGGCGUUUCGGCUGGGAAAGUCAUGAAGUCAAAAUACCCCCUUGUGGCCGGUGAGGCCCACUGCAAGCAACUGUAUACUACAUGACUUUGGCACGGGAUAGAAAAGAAUGUAACAAGCUGAACUGUG
Truncatella angustata is the source of this 3786-nucleotide messenger RNA. RefSeq lists its product as uncharacterized. Bases 323 to 3649 code for a protein of 1108 amino acids. The transcript is spliced from 6 exons. The record is from RefSeq and is a predicted model, not a curated record. NCBI's taxonomy places the organism in Eukaryota, Fungi, Ascomycota, Sordariomycetes, Amphisphaeriales, Sporocadaceae.